Molecule: messenger RNA, 3412 nt
Organism: Botrytis cinerea B05.10
Lineage: Eukaryota; Fungi; Ascomycota; Leotiomycetes; Helotiales; Sclerotiniaceae
Exons: 2
Coding region: 458-3214 (918 amino acids)
Source: RefSeq, a predicted model, not a curated record
GUAUCUAUGAAUAGCUAUCUUCUUCUAACUUCAUUUUCUUUGUUUUCUCUGUUGGUGUCUUGAAUGGCUUGUAUAUCCUAUCUUCAUAUUCUGUGCAACUUCUAUCUUACAUCUCGCAUAUACAAACUUCAGCAAAGGUCACGAGCAGCACAGCCCAUCUACAUACAUAUCACAAGCUGUGAAGCUUAUCGCAACGCACGAAAAGGCUGUGCCGCCCGCAGGAAAGCCCACCAAAACACAUAUUCGAAAAACGUUACAUCUUUCGCAUUCGUUCAAUUAGAGUUUGGUACUCUACCACGAUCGUUUUGAAGCUUUUAGGCUUCCGCCAAAAGUGUGGAAAUAACCAAUUACUAGGGGCGAGUGCUUCUAGACCCACUUUAUUAUUCUUCCAGCCUUUUCGUUCGAGCUUGAUAUUCGAUAUAUACAUAGCGGUUUGGAAUAAUUGAAGAAUUUGGUUAUGGCAGAGCAUGAAUUUGGGGAGAACCCUCCAUCCAACCAAUCUGCAUCACCUUCCUCAAAUCCGAGCUCCAAACAUCACAUCAACUCAAUUGGAAAUCAGAGGCCUCCCAAUACACAUACGCAGCAUCACAAUAGCAAUCAAUCUUCGUUAGCAUCAACCCUUUCGCCUACAUCAGAAGCCUCUUUUCUAUCUAGUCAAACUGAUGAGACUGAUAUCAGUCAUGUGCCCUUAUCUGCGCAUACAUUAACACCAUCGGGUCCAAUGAAUGCAUCCAAAAAAUACCAUCGAAGAUCAUUAUUUUUACCAGAAACUUUCAAAACAGAACUUGCUUCUCCCACUCAAAAAUCUUUCAAACUGUUCUCGAAACGUGCUAGUUCGUAUAACCCACCAACCGCAAAAACAGAUGCAGACUCCAGCAAAGAUCCAACGAAGGGAAAGCUUGCCCCUAAACGAUUUUCCCAAAGAAAAUCACUCCUCCACCAUUCUCGAGAUGCAUCUAUCCCCGAAGAAGAAUUUGAUCUCAAUCUCCUCAGUGCCGCAAUGCCCAUGGCAUACCAAGGAAAGACCAUCGACAAAACCGCUAGCGCAGAAACCGAAUAUGAAGAUGCACCCAUGGUAUCCCCCAUGGCCAUCCCGUUCGAUCUCUCCAUGUUUCACGAACCCAUCCACCACUCCUCACUAACCCCCGCGAUGCGCGAGCAGAUCAAUCGCCAAGAAGCGGCAGGGAUACUUACCGGCGGACUCGGCGCUGGUUUUGUUCCAGAUAGUACGAUUACCAGCCGCGAUUUGAUGGUUGAGAAUUCUCAACCCAGCACCGCAGCCUCUCGUCUCUCUCGCCGUCUAACUCUACGAAAUGGUCUCACCCGAGCCCCCACACUCAAAGAUCUCGCUCAAAACGAAGCCAACAGACGCGGCGAAGUGAUCGAAGUCAUCGUGCAAGAACCCAUUGAUGCACCUGUCGAUAUCAGUUCUUUUGCUGGCCAUACUGGAGUCCACGAAUCGAAUUUCGAUUUCAAGAGUAUGGAUUCUCUCCCCUCGACCAUCAAUAAAAAAGCCACGUUCAAAAGCGCCAACGUGGAAGUAUUCUACCCCCAAGCAAACUGGAAGCCCUUUUCCAUGCGCGCCCCCUACCUAACCGCACUCAUCAUUAUUUCUGUGGUCCUCGGCGCCGCAGAAGAAUACCUCUAUCAGAAAUCGCGCAAAAGUCCUCUCUAUUCAUUCACAUCCGCGUCUGCGAUGAAAACAUGGGAUUAUUUUUGUUUCAAAUAUCUCCCUACUCUCGUCGCCGUUAUCUUUGGCGUUUUAUGGCAAAUCACCGAUUUUGAAGUCAAGCGUCUAGAAGCCUAUUAUCAACUUUCCAGAGAAGGCGGUGCGUUGGCUGCGGAAUCAAUUAAUGUGGAUUAUAUUACCUUUUUUAACGUCUUGCGUCCUUUUCGCGCGUUGCAGUUUAAACAUUACGCUGUGGCCGUUUCUUCCAUCGCGACUUUGUUAGCCGUUUCUCUAGUUCCAACGCUGCAAUCUGCAAGCGUGAUAUUAAUCCCUAGUCGAGAAAUUAGAAGAGCGGAUCCAACGAUACUCAAAGGAAUCGUGAUUAGUGGUGCCUGGUCCCGAUCACUCAGUCUUUCGCUCUGGCUCUGUGCUAUCUUCGGGUGUAUUCUACUCUGGCAGCUCGAGCGCCGUCCUUCAGGUCUCGUAGCCGAUGUCAAAGGCGUAGCUGGUAUUGCUGCCAUGGCAAACCGCUCACACAUCCUGAUGGAUUUCAAAGAUAUGGAUACCGCGACUCCGGACAUGAUUCAUCAAAAAUUGAAAGCACAUCACUACACCCUGCGCAAUUCUUCUCUUGCCCCCUCUGACCAAGUUCUCACGCAAGCCGAUAAAGAUAAAUACGAUGCCCACUCCCACGCCUCUCAAAAUCCCCAUCCCCUGUUCCUGCGUCUCAUUGCCGGCAUCCCCUUUAUAAUCUCCAUGUUCCUCUUCACUCUUCUCGUCCCCAUCAUCCUCUUCACCCCCGCCAACACCAUCACCGACAAAGCCCCCUGGCUCCUCACCCUCGGCGCCGUCUCCAUCAAACUCUGCUGGGGAAGUCUCGAAACCGCCAUCCGCAUGAUCGAACCCUUCUACAUCCUCUCUCGCCGGCACGCCUCCCCCACUGCCCUCACCCUCGACUACACCGCCAUGGCAUUCGGCUGGCUCCCCAUCCGCGCCUUCCUCAAUGGUCACUACCUCGUCGCCGUCGUAGGACUCGGCUCCGUCCUCGCCGAAAUCCUCACAGUAUGCGUCACCAGUUUCAGCACCGUCACCGGCAACGAUUUUACUUCUCGCUCCUCAUCCUCCUCUCCCAACAGCCCCUCCAACGGUGUCGACGCCGGCGAAGAAACAUUCGCAUCCUUCUGGGCCUCAUUCUUCCUCGCGCUCGCUAUCCUCGUCUUCCUAAUCUGCAUCUCCAUCCUUUCCUACGCACGUCGCCGCCAUCCCUUUCUCCCUCGUCAACCCAGCUCCAUCGCAUCCAUCCUGGCGUUUAUCUAUCAAUCGAAUAUGCUGUAUGAUUUUGUAGGGACGGAAAAACUCAAUAAUCGCGAGAUGGAAGAGAGAUUGGUGGGGAUUGGUAAGAAAUACGGGCUGGGUUGGUUUAAAGGCAGAGAUGGCGAAAUGCAUUGUGGGGUUGACGAGGAGGAGUUGAGUGCGAGGUAUUUGCAUGGUCAGAAUAAGAAGGCGGAGAGUGAACCGUGGAGAGGGAAUUGGCAGGAUUAUUAGGGGGGUGGAUUUGGGAAGCAUUUGAGUUAGCAUGCGAGUACGGAUUGGAUAAUGGUGAAGACAUUUAUACCAACCAACCAACUGACUAACAUUCGACGAAUAUAUAAUUUAGUAAUACGAAGAUCUCAAAUUGGGAUCCGUAUAUUAUAUCGUUUUACAUUCUACAUUUUAAUGUACUAAUUAAUGAGAAUAAUGAGA